AUGUGUUUCUAUUGUGUGGUCAACGUCACUGUAUUAAAAGUGAACUUGAAUAUUGCCCUCGUGAUGAUGGUGAAAAAACCUGUCGGAGAGUUUAAAGUAACCAACGUAACAGAGAAAGGAACAACCUGCAAAGAACUUUUAGCAUCUGUGUCCAAUCGGACAGUAAAAGAAUUACAUGGAGGAGAAUUUAAUUGGAGUCGUCCACUGCAAGGAAAUCUUCUGGGUGCCUUCCAAAUCGGCUCAGUGUUUACUCCAAUACCAUUUACCAUUUUGGGAUCAAAGUUACAUGCAUCGAAAUGGAUUCUUGCCUUUGGUGGACUCCUUUCAGGUGUCAUGUCUCUUUUGGCACCAGUGUGCGCCCGUUGGCAUGUUGGAGCUCUGAUUGCAAGUAAAGCUAUAGAAGGAUUGGGAGCGGGUAUUACUUAUCCCAACAUACACUGUUUAGUAACAAACUGGAUACCAAACAUUGAACGUAGCAGAGUAAAUGCCUUUAUUUACAACGGUAUUGCAUUUGCAACUGUAGCAACUUAUACACUUUCUGGACCUUUAAUGAAAAGUGGUUUCCUUGGUGGAUGGCCUGCUGUAUUUUAUAUAUCUGGUUUGUCGGUGGUUGUCUGGUUCAUCGUAUGGAUUUUUCUUGUUUAUGAAUCUCCGAAUGAACAUCCCCAUAUUACACAAGAAGAAUUAGAUUACAUAACUGAGAAAGUAGAACACAAAGCAGAUACUGCGCUCUGA
Parasteatoda tepidariorum (common house spider) is the source of this 735-nucleotide messenger RNA. NCBI's taxonomy places the organism in Eukaryota, Metazoa, Arthropoda, Arachnida, Araneae, Theridiidae. The record is from RefSeq and is a predicted model, not a curated record.